AUGCAAUUUAUAUAGCUACAGAUUUAAACGAAGAAUAUUUAACAAUCAAAGAUAAUUAAUUUGAUAAUGAAUUAUUGUGGCUUGUUAAUCAAGAAAAUUUAGAAUUUUCAGUAAAUUAUCUACAGUUAGAUAUUAUAGUAAGUCACUAGCUAGGAUGCGAAGAUUGCACAUAUUUUUUAAGAGGAGAUGUAUAAAGAUCAUUAAUAUUACCAAAUAUAAAAUCAAAUUAUUUAUUUUUGGAAUUAAAAUCAGCAGUUUAACAUAAUUAUUUGGAUUAAUUAGAUAUUAUUUUUGAUUCAAAAAUAGAAUAUUAAGAGAAAUUUAAGAUCAUGA
Messenger RNA from Tetrahymena thermophila SB210, 333 nucleotides. RefSeq lists its product as hypothetical. The transcript has a single exon. The record is from RefSeq and is a predicted model, not a curated record. NCBI's taxonomy places the organism in Eukaryota, Ciliophora, Oligohymenophorea, Hymenostomatida, Tetrahymenidae.